Molecule: messenger RNA, 1117 nt
Organism: Diorhabda carinulata
Lineage: Eukaryota; Metazoa; Arthropoda; Insecta; Coleoptera; Chrysomelidae
Product: serine/threonine-protein phosphatase PP1-gamma catalytic subunit B-like
Exons: 7
Coding region: 85-993 (302 amino acids)
Cellular component (GO): cytoplasm; nucleus
Molecular function (GO): protein serine/threonine phosphatase activity
Source: RefSeq, a predicted model, not a curated record
AAAAUCAUUAAUAUCAAUAUUAUCUUAUCAAACUUAGUGUACCUUACGUUCUACAAUCAUUUUUAUAAUAUCAGGUGUUCAGAAAUGGCUACGACUUUAGAUGUGGAUAGAAUAAUAACAAAACUUACGUCAAAGGAAGUUAGGGAGAGUAAGAAACUAAAAUAUAUUAAUAUCUCAGAAUCUGAUAUUAAGGGAUUAUGUUUCACUGCUAUGAAUAUUUUCUUGAAGCAACCUAUGUUACUUGAGCUAGAAGCACCAAUCAAAGUAUGCGGUGAUAUUCAUGGACAGUUCAUUGACCUUUUGACAUUGUUCGGCUUUGGUGGUUUCCCACCUGAUUCGAAUUAUUUAUUUCUUGGAGAUUAUGUCGAUAGGGGGAAACAAUCAAUAGAAGUUAUUUGUCUAUUACUAGCUUAUAAAAUAAAAUAUCCUGAAAACUUUUUUCUUUUACGAGGUAAUCACGAAACAUCUGCCGUAUGUAAGAUAUAUGGAUUUUUUGAUGAAUGUAAACGAAGAUAUAAUACAAAAAUUUUCAAACUAUUUACUGACGUUUUUAAUACGUUGCCCGUAGCAGCAAUAAUAGACGAUAAAAUUUUCUGCUGCCAUGGAGGAUUGAGCCCAGAUCUUUUACACAUAGGACAAAUUCGAAAUAUACAACGACCCGUUGAUAUUCCUAUACAAGGUUUACUUUGUGAUCUAUUAUGGUCUGACCCUAGUCUAGAAAUGGGUUGGACAGCAAACGAUAGAGGAGUGUCGUUCUCUUUUGGAGCGGAUGUUAUAACAAAGUUUUUGAGAAAACAUGAUUUUGAUCUAAUUGUUAGAGGUCAUCAGGUAGUGGAAGAUGGAUAUGAAUUUUUCGCGCAAAGAAAAUUAAUAACAAUAUUUUCCGCGCCAAAUUACUGCGGCUCAUUCGACAACGCUGGAGCGUUAAUGUCAAUAAAUGAAGAUUUGUUGUGUUCGUUUCAGAUUUUGGAACCGCAUAAAAAGAAGAAAUAAUAUAAUUUAGUCAAAAGUGAUUAUAAACGGAUAUUAUUUGUUAAAAAUGUGUAUUAUUUUAGUUAAGUUAUGUAAAAUGUUUCUUAUUGUCCAUAUAAUUAGUAAAAUAUAGUAUCAUAUAAAA